Molecule: messenger RNA, 2258 nt
Organism: Cornus florida
Lineage: Eukaryota; Viridiplantae; Streptophyta; Magnoliopsida; Cornales; Cornaceae
Product: 3-ketoacyl-CoA synthase 1
Exons: 1
Coding region: 463-2073 (536 amino acids)
Biological process (GO): fatty acid biosynthetic process
Cellular component (GO): membrane
Molecular function (GO): acyltransferase activity, transferring groups other than amino-acyl groups
Source: RefSeq, a predicted model, not a curated record
GAAGACCAUGCAUCGUUCAAUCCAGCUUUCUUGCAGCUAGAUAUCAAGUCCUAAUUAAUUCUUUUGGUCUUGUUUCUCCUCUUCUCCUAAUAUAACCUAAUAUAAAAUAUAAGUAUGUAUAUAUCUCUCCUUUAAAACUCUUAUUAUUAUUAUUUAUUUUUUUCGCUCACACCCAACUACAUAUAUCUAGUCUCUCUAUUCGGUAUUAUUUAUCUAAUUUAUUUAUUUAUUAUUAUUAUUAUUGUAUAUGCUUGUCUCUCUACAUAUAUCUAGUCUCUCUAUAUAUAUCUAGUUGUCUAUAUGUAUCUAGUCUCUCUAUUCGGUAAUUGUUUUUCUCUUGAGAGGCAAAUUAGUUCAGCUUCUUAUAGACUCACUCUUCCAAUUCAUGCCUUCUUGUUUACGAACCUAGCUAUUAAAAAGAAUUAGUAUAAGACACAACCAACCAGAGACUGGCAACGAGAGAUGGGUAGCGAUAGCAUAGAGAUGGAUAAGGAGAGAUUAACGGCGGAGAUGGCUUUUAAGGACUCGUCAUCCGUCGUAAUCAAAAUCCGGCAAAGGUUGCCAGACUUUUUACAGUCUGUGAAGCUCAAAUACGUGAAGUUGGGAUACGGUUACUCAUGCAACCUUGCCACUGUUGUUAUGUUUGUCAUUGUUUUACCUUUAUUCAUAGCUACUGUUUUUGAGCUCGCCGGUCUAAGGUUCGACAGGCUUUCCGAUAUAUGGACGAGUCAAACCGUAUUUCUCCACACCGCUACUGGCCUAACCGGUUCAAUCGUAUUGUUGUUCCUAUCAGGAAUCUACUGGGCCAAGCGGCCGACACCAAUCUAUCUGGUGGACUUUGCUUGUUACAAACCCGAAGAUGAACGAAAAAUGUCAAUUGAAUCGUUCUUGAAGAUGACAGAAGAGAGCGGUGCGUUCGGAGAGGACACGAUUCAAUUUCAGAGAAGAAUCUCGACCCGGUCCGGUGUAGGUGACGAAACGUAUCUACCCAGAGGGAUUACAUCUAGACCUCCCAAUUUGUGCAUGAAAGAAGCUCGGUCGGAGGCAGAGGCAGUUAUGUUCGGUGCACUUGACUCGCUCUUCAGCAAAACGGGGAUUCGACCGGAGGAAAUCGGAAUCCUUAUCGUGAACUGCAGCUUAUUCAAUCCAACCCCAUCUCUCUCCUCCAUGAUCGUCAACCAUUACAAGCUUCGAGCGGACAUAAAAAGCUUCAACCUGGGGGGUAUGGGAUGCAGUGCCGGUCUCAUAUCGGUGGACCUUGCCAAGCACCUUCUCAGAGCAAACCUCAAUACAUACGCAGUGGUAGUAAGUACUGAAAACAUUACGCUGAAUUGGUACUUUGGCAACGACCGCUCCAUGCUGCUGUGUAACUGCAUCUUCCGUAUGGGUGGCGCCGCCAUACUUCUUUCGAAUAUGAGUCGGGAUAGAGGCAGGUCCAAGUACGAGCUUGUCCACACGGUCAGGACCCAUAAAGGUUCGGACGACAACAGCUACAACUGUGUGUACCAGAGAGAGGACAAGGACAGUGGUACAAUUGGGGUUUCACUUGCUCGUGAAUUGAUGGCUGUGGCCGGAGACGCUCUGAAAACAAAUAUAACCACACUGGGGCCUCUAGUCUUGCCGUUUUCUGAACAGUUGAUGUUUUUCGUUACUUUGGUUCGGAGAAAGGUACUGAAAGCGAGGAGGGUGAAGCCUUACAUACCUGAUUUCAAGCUUGCUUUCGAGCACUUCUGCAUACAUGCGGGUGGACGGGCCGUGUUGGAUGAACUGCAGAAGAACCUGCAACUCAGUGAGUGGCACAUGGAGCCGUCCAGAAUGACGCUCCACCGCUUCGGCAACACGUCCAGCAGCUCACUGUGGUACGAAUUGGCUUACACGGAGGCCAAAGGCCGGGUUUCCAGAGGUCACCGGGUUUGGCAGAUUGCAUUUGGGUCCGGUUUCAAGUGUAACAGUGCGGUUUGGAGGGCUGUGAGGACCAUUCCUGCUGUUACUAGUAGUGAUUACUCCUGCGAUCUGGGUAACCCCUGGGCUGAUUCGGUUCACCGAUACCCGGUUAAGUUUCCUGUUGCAUAACAGCUAGCUGGGUCCAUUAGUUAAUCUCCACGACGUAUUUCUAAUUUCUUGUUCUUUUUCUUUCGUGUUUUUCGUGUGUGAAUGUACGCAAGUUAUUUAGGAAAAAAAAAAAAAAAAAAUGUACGCAAGUUAUAUAAUUAACUAAGCAUAUAUCUAUGGGUCAAAUGCUUUAAUCAUAAAUUAAA